Messenger RNA from Cucurbitaria berberidis CBS 394.84, 1745 nucleotides. RefSeq lists its product as uncharacterized. Lineage: Eukaryota; Fungi; Ascomycota; Dothideomycetes; Pleosporales; Cucurbitariaceae. The transcript is spliced from 4 exons. The record is from RefSeq and is a predicted model, not a curated record. Bases 324 to 1604 code for a protein of 426 amino acids.
UGGGGAGUGAUAUCUUCGGGGAGAGGCCGCUGAAGAAGGAUGCUGUUGUCAAGGACGCGGCGGCGGAAGAGAAGAGCUAAAGUCCCGGCAAGAUCAAAGUUAAUGCAGUGUUCUAUGCAUUGUGUUGUGCUUGAUUGUGUGCGUAUGAAUAUCUCCGCUGUUUGCUAAUCAUCCUGUUUCACCUCAUCACCAAAUCUCGUACACGCGCCUUACUUACGCUUCUGCCAAGGUGGGCGAUCGCUCUUACCAGUUUUGCAAGACCACCUGGCUCUCACGUUACCUGGCUCUUACCUUGCUCUCACCUUACGACACGCAGGUCCACCAUGAGUUCCCCAAACAACCCCGGUAGCAUCGGAAGAUUCUUCAACAGAGGCAACGGAACAGCUCGCGCAAGAGGCGGUAGAGGAGACUCGGGAAGAGGCAGCGAAAGAUUCUGGGGAACAAGACGCAGCUUCGCCAACGAUGCCUUCCAGCCCGCGAACUCAACUCAGCAGGCGAGCGCGUCCUUUACCAGUGGAAUCUCUGGCGGUGCGAUAUCUACUCUUUCUACGACCACUGGUCAGCCUGGCAAUACGGGUCUUCCGCUCCCGAACAGACCUCCGUCCUUUGCCGUUGACUCGACGACAAAUAGUGGCGUCCAAGCCCCAAGCAAUGCACCUCAGCCUCCUGGCGAUGCGGGUGCACUGUCCGGACCCGUUCCUCAGGCUGCCUCCAUACCACCCAACCCGACUGCCACAGAUCAUGGCAGUCGCCAACCCGUAGCUGCGGAUAUCGUUAAUAGGACUGUCGCUACACUGCAGGUCGAUACAAUAGGUAUUCCAAGGUCACCAUACACGGCAAGGAUUAGUUUCGGCACACGAUCCGGACGACUACAGCUUCAAUUGCUCAAAGGCCCCGGCAUCGACGUGGUCAUUGGCCCUAGAGAUGCACUGUCUUUGCCCAAAGAAGGGACAGAGGCAUGGUCGCUUCCCAGGGCUCUAAUAUGUCAUUACUCCCCUUACCUCGAAGCGGCAUGCACUCGCGACUUUCGCGAGUGCCAAGAAAACUAUAUCAAGCUUCCUGAAGAUGACCCCAAAAUAUUCGAUCUAUUCGUUGAGUGGAUGUACUAUAACGAGUACACUCUAACCACGCGCCAUGACGAAGAACUGGGGCGUAUCGCAAACUCAAAUUCGGAAGCUUGGGUGCUUGGAGAUAAGCUCCUUUCAACGGACUUCAAGAAUUACGCAAUGAGCCGCCUCUACGCACAGUAUGCUACAGAUACAAGUCCCAAGCCUAUCAGGACCAUCGAUGUCAAGUAUGCAUACCUACACAGUGCAGCCAACUCUCCGCUGCGUCGAUUUUUCUUCGAUCUUGUUGUAGCACACUUCAAUGAUCGUGCACGUGUCGUGGAUACAACGGAGGAAUGGUGGCAAGUCAUGAAAGAAUAUGUAGACUUUGGGGAAUUGCUUCUAGGUGUGCUAAGAACGGGCACCGAUCGGCGCCACUUGAUCAAGGACAAGGACAUAUAUAUGGAGAAGGUUCACGAGACCAGCGAGAAUAUGAUCACCCCUGCGAAGAGGGAUGCGGACGGACGACGCGUGAAAAGGGAACCCACGAGUGCUUGAAAGCAAGUGCUAACUCACGUGCUCCGAGCCUUUAUGGUAUAUGCACCACAUGAGAGUAUGUUUAUGCAGUGGGUAUGUGGAGUUUUUCGAUUGCCGAACGGAAAGGAUUUCAAGAGUCGUGGAGGAACACACGCGAUGUGC